Messenger RNA from Suillus subalutaceus, 2468 nucleotides. Its product is annotated as FAD binding domain-containing protein. The record is from RefSeq and is a predicted model, not a curated record. The transcript has 16 exons. Gene Ontology annotation, molecular function: FAD binding. Lineage: Eukaryota; Fungi; Basidiomycota; Agaricomycetes; Boletales; Suillaceae. Bases 455 to 2278 code for a protein of 607 amino acids.
GUUUGGGACCCAAACUGCUAAACCUGUCCUAAACGGGACUUGUACUUAACACUUGCAGUCUCAAAACACAUCCUCAACCUCGAGGGACGAGGUUUAUUUUGACAAGACUUGUGAAAUAAGAGUCCGCGGGGACAUAUUCACUUCAAAGAAUAGAUUCAUAAAUCUGUCUGGGGAUAUUAAUUAUGUAUCAUGGCUAGAACUUUUCUAACCCUCAGGCCAUCCAUCUUGCUCGGAUCUAAGUAUUUGUUAUCGUACCAUUUAUAAGUGUCGAAUACCGUACAAGCAUACAACAGAUCUCACAGCCUGACAGCUUUCGAAUGAGUGCGAAGCGAAUAAUUAUCAACUCUGUUCGGGCGGGUCCUUGUUAACAGAACAGUGGCGUAAACGCGUGAUAGUAUAUAUAAGCCCUUAUCCCAAAGUACCGAUAUAUCAUUCCUAUACUAUCCCUAUCGUCAUGGUCAAGGAAAGUCGAGUUGAUGUGCUCAUCAUCGGUGCAGGUCCAUCUGGGCUCAUGUGUGCCAAUGCACUAGCGGGCGCUGGAGUGGACUUUAGGAUCAUAGACAACAGGCCGGUUGGUGUGGCCGCUGGGCAAGCCGAUGGCAUACAGCCUAGGACGAUCGAAGUUCUUCAAAGUUAUGGUUUGGCAGAUUCUUUAUUGAAGGACGGCGCUCAGAUGUAUUUGUGUGCCUUUUACAACCCUGGCCCUGAUGGCGGCAUCGAACGCACUGGCCGAGCUCCAGACGUGACAGCUCCAUCGGCCCGCUAUCCCUUCAAGAUCACGAUCGAUCAAGGGUCAAUUGAAUCACUGUUCAUCGAGUCCAUGAAGUCCCAAGGAGUAUCAGUUGAUCGUCCGAUGGCACCUUCUUCCCUAGAAAUUUCAGAGGAUCCUGAGGAGCUUCUGGACCCAUCCGCAUACCCUGUAAAGGUGGUAUUGGACCACAUACCCUCUUCGGACUCGGACGCUACUCCAGAACAGGAAAUCGUUCACGCGAAGUUCGUCCUCGGUGCAGACGGUGCACAUUCGUGGGUUCGGAAAAACCUGGGUUUUUCGAUGGAUGGAGAACAAACAGAAUACAUAUGGGGUGUGAUCGACUUCGUUCCUGAUACUGACUUCCCAGACAUCCGCAAUCGUGCCGCAAUCCACUCCCUCAAUGGCUCAUGUAUGAUCAUACCCCGCGAAGGAGACAAAGUCCGGUUCUACCUGCAAAUGGCGGACAAAGAUGUCAUGGAUCCUGAGACAGGACGAAUCGACAAGCGCAAGGUGACCGCUGAGAACCUCAUCAACACUGCUCGCAAAACAUUCCACCCGUAUGUAGUCAACCAACCAAAAGAAGUGGACUGGUGUUCAAUCUACAUCAUUGGUCAACGUGUAGCCUCUAAUUUCUCUAAACACGAGCGUGUCUUCAUCGCUGGUGACGCUUGUCAUACGCACUCUCCGAAAGCAGGGCAGGGUAUGAAUGCGAGCAUGAACGACACCCAUAACCUUGCGUGGAAGCUGGCACAAGUCCUGCGGGGUAGGGCGGAUAUUUCCCUUUUGAAAACUUACGAGUUCGAGCGCCGGAAAUAUGCUCAAGCUCUCAUUGAUUUCGAUCGCGAGUUCUCCGCUCUAUUUUCUGGCAAACCCAGGACGUCGGAGAACCAAGAGGGUGUUACCCAUGAACAAUUCUUGAGGGCUUUCCAGGCUUCCGGUGGCUUCAGCAGCGGUAUCGGUGUCCAUUACUCGCCUUCAGCAAUUGUCGAUACUAUUCAUCAAAGUUGCGCGCCAGAGAUCAUCAUUGGCGAGCGGAUGCUGCCGCAAAUAUUUGUCCGUGCAGCGGACGCUCGUCCUGUUGAUAUUCAAGACAUGCUUCCCGCGGACACUCGCUUCAAGCUUCUUCUUUUCGUUGGUCUUUUGACGUCCGAGCAGCUCGCGAAUGUUCGAAGGCUCGCUGAGGAGUUGCAACUCCCCACAAGUUUCCUGCAGAAGUACGGCUACUCUGACCAGGGCAAGACACAGUCUGUGUUCGACAUUAUUCCGAUAGCUGCUGGUCACAAGGAUGAUGUGAAUUUCCUCGACCUUCCUCCGGUGUUCAGGUCACACUGGUCUAAGGUCUUGAUCGACGACACGGAUGUGACAGGCCGCUUGGGUGGAGGCGCGUAUUCGAGAUUCGGUAUCGAUGAAAAGGAGAUAACGAUGGUAGUUGUUCGGCCUGACGGUUAUGUCGGUAUGAUCGCACCAUCCACUGCACUAGAGAGCAUGGAUAAGUACUUCGGUUCCUUCCUGAUAGGAAAAACUUGAACCCGGGGGAGUAAUGCGCUACCGUACAGCAUCGCGUUUCAUAUGACGAUUCAUCUUGUUUCAUAGGUAUCUCUGUAGUAUAUCACCAAUAGACACCAAAAGCAUGUACGAGUGUGAGGUUGGUUCAAUGGCUCAUCAUGCAUCAUGUACUACAAGCUUGUCAAUUAUAAUGACUGGAUAUAGUUGGUCA